AUGAACUUUGAUCACGGCCAGGCUUUGUUCGUGGAGGAGAGUGGUGUCAGUGUCACUGCCGCCCACUGUCGGUUCGGGAUAUUUUCAUUGGUGAAGAUCCACCCGUUUACUCGAAAUUUCAUUAGCGGUAUUUAUCCAACUCGCCACUGGUGUGUGACCUGGUUAGCCCUGGUUAGCUCUGCAAUUGGCGUGGAAGCGUGUGGAACAAGUGCGUUGCAACAUUUACCGUACCAAAAUUAG
Molecule: messenger RNA, 240 nt
Organism: Aspergillus ochraceoroseus IBT 24754
Lineage: Eukaryota; Fungi; Ascomycota; Eurotiomycetes; Eurotiales; Aspergillaceae
Exons: 2
Coding region: 1-240 (79 amino acids)
Source: RefSeq, a predicted model, not a curated record